AUGGCCCGCGACGUAGUGGGACUACGUAAGGGCGAGGCGCGUAUACGGCCAGCGGCCGAUGCGGCCAUGUCCCAUAUGCAUCUCAAUGCUUUUGCCAUACUUGCUGCCUGUGGCUUUCAGGGAUCUAGUGCGCAUGCUUGCCAUGUAGUGGCCGAAAUCAUGCAGCGGUACAUGGCCUUGCUAGCUCGAACAGCUACGACACUAGCUAACGAGGCGGGACGUGCUACAGUGAAUUUAUGGGACAUAUCUAUGGCGAUGGAAGAAGUCAUGGGAGCAGGUUCUAUGGACGAGCUGCUAGAGUGGGCGCACGAUGAAGGUAUCUGGAAGCGGUCGACCAACGACAUUUGGCCAGCCUCUGUCCAAGCGCUGCAGACGCAUCUUGGGCAAUUCAAUACAGCUGUCCCAUCCAAGACGAUGGCGGAGCCCAUUCCGAUGAGCUAUCGGCCCGCGGACGUAGGUGUCGAGGCCGAGCUAGAAGUCCGCCAAGCCGUCGACGAAUGCCUCGAAGAGGACUUGGUCUGGCAAGAGGCUGCAUACCUUGCGACCCCAUCCUCCCCCAGCACCUCCUCUCCCCCCACACCUACGGAUGCUCCUACGUACAUUCCCUCGUUCCUCCCGCCCCUACCACGCUUGGAUCGCGGGCCCACGCCGCCUCCCAAGGCCGAAUCGCCCCCACCACCCACCUCUGCCUCCACGUCUACGAAGGAUGUGCCCAUCCGACCCACGCCUCGCGCGAUCAGUGUCCAGGGUGUACCGCCUGCUGAGGAAGUAUGUGAGGAUGGCGUGCGUCGAGUAUGGCGUCGGCCUGCAGACGUCUACGCUGGCGUCUUGGCCGAGAGUCAGGAAGCGCGGUCAGAUUUCCCCUCGCUGGAAAAGUGUAUGCAAUGGGCCAAGUCCACGCCUCUUUCCUCCAACCGAUCUACGACAUCGUCCCUCGAUGCAUUUAUGCAUGCCAUGGAUGCUAUGGCCGACGACCCAGUCACUCGCUCUCCUGUAUACCUCACAUCCCUGGCUCGUUCUCACCAUGCCAACCCAACGUCUACGUCUUCCAUGAACGCAGCCUACAAGCGACGACGCCUUGCUCAUUCCAUUGCUGAUCCACUUCGAUAUGUACCAAACGACUCAAUCCAUGGCUGCGUCGAUGUGCAUCCCACGGCGCCCGCCACAGCGCCUGGCCCGAGCUUGUUGAUUACCAUCCCACCGGCCAAGGAUGGCGUGGAUGAAGAGACACAUGCGGCGACCGCAGCGCCGAUCUUCACACCCGUGCAUCCCCAAGGCCGCGAUAUUUCCUUGGUACCGCCUGCUGGCGGUCAGUUCCCGAUUCUGGGGUACCGUCAUGCAUCGCAUUUGUACCAUGGUGCCCGUAUGCUCAUGUACCCCGAUAUGCAGCGUGUAUUCUCACGACUGGAAGAUCCUCCUGCUGUGCUGGACGAUCAUCAUACCGAGCAAGUAUACCACGGCACAGCCGCUAGUCGCACAAUGCUUACAGGCACCAUGAUGUCUGUUCGUCAUCGCGAUACGCCCAGUGUGAUGGUCAGUCGGUACCGCGGAGCCAACUCCAUUUUACAUGCAUCGCUCGAGCGUCUGCGUUUCCAUUUGGCAGCUCAAAUGGAGGCGGCACGUCGCGCCGCGCAGGCCGAGGGCCACGUCGACGAAGUGGAAGAGCCUAUUCGUGGCGAACGUAUCAAAAUGCCUGUCAAAGGCACCUUGGUUCACUCAUGGGAUUGGCGCAAGGCGGACCCAUGGGCAUCCUCAUAG
Malassezia pachydermatis is the source of this 1758-nucleotide messenger RNA. RefSeq lists its product as hypothetical. Lineage: Eukaryota; Fungi; Basidiomycota; Malasseziomycetes; Malasseziales; Malasseziaceae. The record is from RefSeq and is a predicted model, not a curated record. Gene Ontology annotation, molecular function: protein heterodimerization activity. The coding region runs from base 1 to 1758 and encodes 585 amino acids. The transcript has a single exon.